Molecule: messenger RNA, 2000 nt
Organism: Parasteatoda tepidariorum (common house spider)
Lineage: Eukaryota; Metazoa; Arthropoda; Arachnida; Araneae; Theridiidae
Product: sterol O-acyltransferase 1
Biological process (GO): cholesterol metabolic process
Cellular component (GO): endoplasmic reticulum membrane
Source: RefSeq, a predicted model, not a curated record
AUCCGCCAACCCUGUUCGCCGAGUGCAAAGGUACCCGACUGUGGAUGACCUGAAGUUUCCAAACAUAAACACGUCAACUUCAUAUGAGUUCGAAGCGUGCGGUAAAAUUAAAAAUGACAUCCUAUGUUUUAUUCAGUUUCUAGUGCUUUAAGUCAACAACCCAAAUCCCUAUUUUAUAGUGACUUUUGAGUACAUUUGGUGCUUACAGCUAACUUCCAUGUUUUGAUGAGCUAAAAUCAAAAGGUGUCUUAAAAAAGAAAUUCGUCUUUUGAUGAAAUUAGAAUAUGCCUCACGGAACAAUGGACGCCAACCAGCCGCUGAGUCUUCACACUGGAGAGCUCAAAGUUUUCCUCCAGUCCCUUCGUAGUGAUAUAUUAAAAGACGUAGAUAACCAUAUUUUCAAAGCUAUUGACAGAUUAAUUAUGGAUCUGGAGUUAAAGCAAAGAAAACCACAAAAUGGAACAACCAAAGAAAAACCUCCUACCAAAAAAGAGAAUCCCAAAGAAUUACCACCGAAAGAAUUUGAGUUUCGAAAUUCCACACUAACGAACCUUUGGGAAGUAUCUCAUGUAAGAUCUGUCUAUAACAUUUGUCUCGCACUCUUCGUACUUUUAUACUUGAAUAUCAUUACUUUCUACUUUAUUAAUCCACAAAAGUUAUUUCAAGAUUUGUCUGUGGUGUCAUGGACGUUUGGAAAGUUCCACAUAGUGACUGCCUAUUGGUUUGGAAUCAAUGCCUCCAUUCUUUUCAUAUUAUAUCCCACUCUCAAAUACUGGGCAACAUCUAGAAUUACUACAAAAAGAAAAGGACUGUAUGACACCUUAUUCUGCUUGUUGUUUAUUAUUUAUCAGCUAUCGAUCUUAAUUAUUCCUGCUAGAAUAGUUGUUGUUUUCAAUCUGCCGCCUGUGUCUUCAUUUGUGGUACUCGCUGAACAAGCUAGGCUUAUUAUGAAAACCCAUGCUUUUGUUCGAGAGAAUGUCGCAAGAGCUUUAAGAUACAAACCUCACCAAGAUGGCGAUAAAGAAGACUCUACUCCCUGUCCUGAGAUUGGAAAACUUAUUUACUUUCUCUUUGCUCCUACAUUAGUCUACAGAGAUAACUAUCCACGAACUUCUAAAAUUCGCUGGAGUUACGUGUCCUGGAAUUUCUUGCAAGUGUUUUGCUGUAUUAUAGGUGCUUACAUUCCAUGCACUUAUUUCAUAGUAGACACUUUCAACAAAACUGGAAUCGAAUCCAUGCCACUCGUCAAGUUUAUUGGAACGUUAGCUACAUCCAUCUUCGCCGGAGGAAUCCUCAUGUUUUUAGUCUUUUAUGGGAUGUUUCAUUGUUGGUUGAAUGCAUUUGCAGAAAUGUUGCGUUUUGGAGAUCGUAUGUUUUACGACGACUGGUGGAACUGCACUUCUUUUGCCAAAUAUUAUCGUUCCUGGAAUAUGGUUGUGUAUGACUGGCUGUACUCUUACAUUUAUCGAGAUAUGUAUACACUUCUCGGUCGAAGUAGAGUAGGGGCCAUGUUAGUUGUCUUUCUCAUAUCAGCCAUCAUUCAUGAAUACAUCUUGGCCAUAUGCUUCAAAUUUGUCUUCCCUCUCCUCUUCAUUUUGUUUUCAAGCUUCGGAGUGAUUUUGGUAUUCAUUACUCGUCGAAGAACAUCCCCUUUUUGGAACGUAUUUCUGUGGAUUGGUAUGUUUCAAGGUUGGGGUCUCUUAACCGUAUUUUACAGUUUAGAAUGGUAUGCCAGAAUCAAUUGCCCAAGAACUUUGGAUUCGUGGUUUGAUUACGUCUUUCCUCGUUCCUUCACUUGCAACGUUAUCACGUGGCCUGCGUGAAAGAAAUGAUUUCAGAUGGCGGCUACAACAAUAAAACUGUUGCGAAUCUAGAAAAAGUAUUCCGAAAAUGGUACUUCGAAAUGGUUGAAGUUGCUUUUACUGAAUUAUUUCAGGAUGUGGGUUAAAGACUCUUUGCCGAUUUAAAGUAUUUCAUUUAUCAUUUUCAUCAACCAAAAA